Purpureocillium lilacinum is the source of this 723-nucleotide messenger RNA. RefSeq lists its product as uncharacterized. The record is from RefSeq and is a predicted model, not a curated record. Lineage: Eukaryota; Fungi; Ascomycota; Sordariomycetes; Hypocreales; Ophiocordycipitaceae.
AUGAAGAGCUUCAGCAUUCUUGCCGCCCUGGCCGUCGUUGGCACCACCUUUGCCGCACCCACACCCGAUAUCGAUUCCGUGGACGAGGGCAUGGUCUUUGGGCGUGGCAUUAGCAACAACGACCCGAUUACUGUGCGUGACGAGGAAGCUGUCGAUGGUUCCGUCGUGGACGAGAUUGUCGACGAGGCCGUGGAUACGAUUGGAGCCGUACUUGACCUGGCAACCUCGGCUGACGAGCCCACUGAGGGCGGCGACUUCGGCGCAACCCCGAUCGACAAUGGCGCCCAGGCUCAGGGCAACCUGCCCGGCCUGGACGGGGUGCAGUCGCGCAACGCCCGUUGGAUUAUGGAAGAGGUCAAGAAGACGGGCACUGGCUGGCAGGGAUGCAUGGCGGCCAUCACCACCGCCAUCACAGAGUCGAGCGUGCGCAUCCUGGCCAACAAUGCCGUGCCGGCGUCGCUCAAGUACCCGCGCGACGGCUUCGGCGCUGACCACGACAGCGUCGGCCUCUACCAGCAGCGCGCUCAGUGGUACAAGGACAUUGCCUGCGACAUGCGCGCCGACUGCAGCACCCGCCAGUUCAUCGACCGCAUGAAGACGAUUGGCAACUGGCAGGGGAUGGACGUCGCGGCGUUGUGCCAGGCGGUGCAGAUUUCCGAGAAGCCCACGGCGUACCGCAACUGGACCAACCUCGCCAACCAGAUUUGCCGGGCCGGUUUCUAG